GUUACUUUAGAAGAGAAUCAAGUUGGAAAAAAAAAAAUCAUAAGCAGGGGCAGUUGGUUGGUGAAUGGUGGCGCGGGGCUUAUCGUUAUCGAAGCCAGAAGCUGAGCGAACCGCCACAGAAAUUCGAAAUGCACUCUCUCUCUCACACACACCCCUUCCUACGCUCGCAUUCACUCUCUUCCUUCACCUCAUCUUCUUUUCUUCUCCUUCUUCCUCCUUCCACUCUUCGCAGCUCUAAGAGGUUGCGAUCCUCGCCCUUCGCCACCUCUUCCCCAAUUCACCCAAAUGGAACCAAAUUCCCAACGCAGGGACUCUCUCAUUCUUGCAAGAAUUCCAAGAAUUCCAAGAAUUCACCUGAAUCACUCGCUCGCAUCUCCAAUUGGAAAUUCCCCUUGGCUCCAAUUGCUCAUUCUAAUUUCUCCGUUAGGCUUCUCAAGUUUAUGAUGCUCUUCGGCUUCUUCACACUUAAACACUCUUAUCCCGCUCAUGCUGCCUCCGACUUUUUCAAUGCUUUCAGUUUAUCUCCUGCAUUUGGGGAUUUUGAUGACAUAAGCACAGGUUUUGCUUCAGCGUUUCUGCUGAUAUUUUUCUCUGAACUUGGAGAUAAGACCUUCUUCAUUGCAGCCCUGCUUGCAGCUAGGAAUACAGCUGGUGUUGUUUUUAUUGGGACGUUUAGCGCACUUGCGGCAAUGACUCUGAUAUCUGUUGUCCUUGGGAGAACUUUUCAUUAUGUUGAUGAAAUCUUGCCAUUCAGGUUUGGAGAAACGGAUUUACCUAUUGAUGAUAUUGCUGCUGUUUGCCUUUUGGUGUACUUUGGGGUCUCUACCCUGCUGGAUGCCUCAUCUAGUAAUGGCCAAAAAUCAGAUGAAGAGCAGAAGGAGGCAGAGCUAGCAGUUUCUGAAUUUUCUGGAAAUGGUGCUGGAAUACUAUCUGCUGCUAGCACAGCUGCCAGUACUUUUCUCUUAGUUUUUGUCGCCGAAUGGGGUGAUAAGUCAUUUUUCUCCACAAUUGCCCUUGCAGCAGCCUCUUCUCCCUUUGGAGUCAUUGCUGGAGCACUGGCGGGUCAUGGUGUUGCAACUUUGCUAGCUGUACUCGGGGGCUCUUUACUUGGAACGUAUUUAUCAGAGAAGGUUAUUUCCUACAUCGGAGGUGUUCUCUUUCUCGUCUUUGCUGCAGUAACCUUAUAUGAAAUUGUGCAAUAGGGGUUAAAAGAAAUGCGAUAUAAUCUCAGUGCAAAGUGAUCAGUAACGUAAUGAAAGAUCUCUAGAGUUGUAUGAUUCUUUACUCCAUUAAGUUUUAUUACUAGGGCCUCGAGAAGGGAAAAAUAUGUAUUUUUUUUUUUUUUGCUGAAAAGAAUGUAUAAUACUAAAACCUGUUUGUAGGAAUAGCUCAUUGCCUUUCAAUGCGAUGCUUAUAAAUUAUGCCAUGCUAGUCAUUAAGAAUUUGUAAUUUUAUUUUAAAGAAAAAAAUUAAUUACAUAAAUUAUGUGAAAUAUUAUUAUUUAA
Molecule: messenger RNA, 1505 nt
Organism: Vigna unguiculata (cowpea)
Lineage: Eukaryota; Viridiplantae; Streptophyta; Magnoliopsida; Fabales; Fabaceae
Product: protein PAM71, chloroplastic
Biological process (GO): Golgi calcium ion transport; manganese ion transmembrane transport; calcium ion transmembrane transport
Cellular component (GO): chloroplast thylakoid membrane; Golgi apparatus
Molecular function (GO): manganese ion transmembrane transporter activity; calcium ion transmembrane transporter activity
Source: RefSeq, a predicted model, not a curated record